AUGGUUUUUUUGAUUAAUUUAGAAUUUAAUUGGGCUUUAAGAUUGAACAAAAAGAAAAUCAAAGGCGAGAUUGAUGAUAAGAAAUCGAAUGAGAAGAAAAGUUUUUUGGCUAGAGGGUUAGAGUUGGUUUUAGUUUAUUGGUUUACUUCUAAUUCAUUUUCGAUCAUUCAAAGUAUAUGUUUUGAUUUGAUUGAUAAAAGAGAAAUCAACAAAAAAAGUAUGGGUGGUUUGGAUUUGAUGAAACCCAAAUCGAUUGAAAAGGUUCCAUGA
This is a messenger RNA of Melampsora larici-populina 98AG31, 270 nucleotides long. RefSeq lists its product as uncharacterized. The coding region runs from base 1 to 270 and encodes 89 amino acids. The transcript has 2 exons. NCBI's taxonomy places the organism in Eukaryota, Fungi, Basidiomycota, Pucciniomycetes, Pucciniales, Melampsoraceae. The record is from RefSeq and is a predicted model, not a curated record.